AAUUGUCAUGGCCCGUCAGAAUCGCACCGGAAUAUUUGUAAAUACGUAAAAGUACGUGGUUGCGUGGUUACACUGCAAUAUUAUCUAAUAUUUUUUGUAUAUUUUGUUCCAAAUUAUGGACGAAGAUAUAGAAGAUUUAGUAGGCGAGGUGAAAUACACAGACUCGCAGAAAAGUGUAGCCACGACAAACAUGUACUCAAUGGACUUCGACAGCAGUUCAGACAAAAACAACUCUUCAGGCAAGGAGACGUACGUCAUAGAAUGUGAUGAUAGCGAAGACAGCGAGACUUAUCUUCUACACAGCAACAGGAGUGUUGUUAACUUGUUUGAAAGAGAACACCACACAGCACAAAAUGUAGAUGUAUUAGUAAAGACUAAGAAACCAUAUAAAAGACACAAAACUGCAUCCACAAGCGUACACAAAUGCCUGUUUGUAGCUCAAGAAAUAUUUACACAAACAAGCAAAACUAUCAUAGAACUUGCCGAAAUAGAAACAUUAAGUAAAGUCGAAAGGAAAUCUCUGGAGACACAAACCUCGCUGAUAUCAAUCAAGGAAAGCAAAAUAGUUGAACAGUCAUUGGAACUGACCAACUCUGUAUCUCAUUGUAAUGUAAUUAAACAUGAUUUUGACGUAAACAAUAGUAAAAGAUGUGUAGUAACUUGUGAUCAACUCCUGAACGGUUCUCUGGAGGAUGGCUCUUCUAAAUUUCUAACAUCAGAGCCAGAAAAUUCCGCUGCCAGCGAUGAUUCAGAUAGAAUAAUUAACAUUAUAGAUGACGAAUCAAAGGAUAACGAAUUAAGCGAAGAACAGAUAGCGAAUCGAUAUGAAAACACGAGUGAUUUUGAAGACACUAACUCAGAUAUAGAACAAUAUUCGUUAAUGGAAUGUUGUCAAUUAAAACCAAUUUCAGACAACCAAAGUGAUAGUAGUGAAGUAACGAAAUCAGUAGACCAUGAUAUCGAAGAUCUAUAUACAAAAUUAUCAGAAAGUAUCGAUUUAUAUCCCUUUGAUAAAACUUCUGAGGAAGGUAAAAGAAAAAUAGGCACUUUAACACCUCUAACUGAGGAAUCAACAAUAAAAAAGGAUAGUGUAGACACCUCUUCGUAUAAGAACAACUUCAAUUCACUAGAGAAAGAUGUACCUUUUACAAAUAAUCAAGGAAUGAGGAUAAAAUUACUUCCGAAUGAAGAUAUCGAUAAAAGUUCAUUCAAACUACCUCCGAUACAAAAUAACAAGUCUUGUCCAAACAGUCCGCAUCUUAAUUUCUUGUUCUCACUAAACGCGUCGUCAAAACAUUCAGAGAGAGCAGGUGCUUUACCAACAGUCGUGGAAGAUCAGAAUCAAAGACGAUGCAUGGGAGACAGGUGGGAGAUAGGAAAUAAGGAGCUUGCUUCAGGGGAAGGUGCACUUAUCAAUGGAAACUCCGACUCUAUGCACUUCAGUCCAGAAUAUCUCCAGUUACCUCCUAUUCACAUCGAAGGCCAUGUCGUCCACAAUGCACGGACGAGUUCAUUUCUAAAUGAUAGAGUGGACGCACAUGCUGUGGACACCUACAGUGAUUCCAUAUCCAUUAAGAACAAAAUACGUGAAUUGAAAAUGAGCAGACAUGCGAAGAAGAAUAUACCUACUCCUCGAAGUCGCAGCAUGUCACCGAUCUCCAUUUGUCAUGAAGGCAGCAGGAUUAGCGACGUGGCGGAAAAAGGCUGCGAAGCUCUGUGCGCGGAACUGUCCAGGAGAUUACGGUCAACGUCUUGGACUCAAAUCGCAGAUACAUUAGAAGAUGUUCCGAGAUCAUUGGAUAAGUUUUGGGGCAUUAUAAGCGAACAGAGGAUUGCGGAUUUGAUUAGAUUGGAUUUCCACGAAGCGGUGACGAUCCUCCUGACCAAGACCGGUAGCUACAGUAGGCCGGUGCGCCGUGCUGCCAACGUCGCUCUGGACGACAUCGUGUCAGGCGUGGAGUUCAGUCAUGCCAUCACAGCACUCUGCAUACAUGGAGCUAGCCAUAAGAGUCCUCUAGUCCGGUGCGCAUCAGCCCGACUGCUGGUAGUGUCUUGUGCACUCGCUGGCGGUGGGAGGGAACUGCUGAGGGCUCGGCCUCCCACCGCCGCUGCCGCUAGGAGGUAUGCGCUGCGCUCUCUAGCCGCGCUACUCGAAGACAAGAACACUGACACCAGGAAAUACGCCGAGCGACUUUACACGAUGUUGCGACCGCUCGGUAACUUCGAGGCUUACUAUCUCACUGAUGUGGACGUGGAGCAAGCCUCGAGGCAGAUGAAGAAAUAUGACCAGCUGUUGCUCAACGAACCGCCCAAAGAAAGGUGACGGUAAACCGAAGAUUGCGCGCUACAUUUUAUCGGCCUAGCAUGACAAUUUUGGCAUCAAGAUUUUGAUAACUUGUGAUUUGUUUUUUUUUAUUCUUUAACUAAUGUUAAAUCCUAUAGGCCCAGGAAAUUAUUGAUAAAUUGUAUUCAAAGUGUGAACCAUGCCUUAUACCAAUAUGGUAUACUACCCCCUUAUAUAACCUGGGCCAAUAUAUAUAUCUAUAACUUAAUAGUAAACCACGCUUUCGAAAAUGCAAUAAAAUAGAUAGACGAUAUAGUAUUAACAUUAUGAUAUAUUUUCUAUGGUUUUUGUAACUGCCAAAAUGGUCAUACUAAGCAAGUAAGCUAAGAGGAAUUUACGAAUCUUUAGUGCCUUUCUGACAUCUGAAAAA
Manduca sexta (tobacco hornworm) is the source of this 2714-nucleotide messenger RNA. RefSeq lists its product as uncharacterized. The transcript has 8 exons. Lineage: Eukaryota; Metazoa; Arthropoda; Insecta; Lepidoptera; Sphingidae. The record is from RefSeq and is a predicted model, not a curated record. The coding region runs from base 116 to 2323 and encodes 735 amino acids.